AUGUCAAAUUUGGAAAAAUUAACUUUAUAUCUUCGUAUAAAAAAUCGAGAUAAAUUCGUUGAUGGUACUCUUCUUCAAAAUGAAAUUCUUGUUUAUAUGCCACAACUUCAUUCACUCACUUUCUAUAUUUGUACUUGUAUCAAUGCUGUUGGUUUACUACAUCAUUUAUCUAGCGAAGAUGUCCAACGAACAUUUACCAAUAUCGGACAACAACAUGUAGCCAGUAUCAUCAAUUAUAUUAGUUCCGAACAAAUUACAUGUUCUGUCUUCUCAAUUCCUUUCACAUUUGAUUGUCUCGAAGAUAUUGGUCAUAUGAUUCCAAAUAUUAUAUUUAAUUAUGUUACAUAUUUGGUGGUAAGAGAUAUGAUUCCAUUCAAUCGUGAAUUCUUCAUUCAAGUUGCUCGAGCUUUUCCGUUACUAAAGAUUUUUCGUAUUUUAAAUAUGGAAUCACAGUCAUGUCAACUUACCAAUAGUCAAUUAUACGAAAUUGCUGAAUAUCCUCAUCUUACCUAUCUUGACAUGCUAUGUGGAAAUAUUGAUUAUCUUGAGCAAUUUUUAAAUGAAACAAAGACAUAUGUGCCAUGUCUAACAAAAUUAAAAGUCGUUUAUAAUAACUUAAGAAUUGUUACAAAUAACUUUACAAGAGAAGAAACACGACGCAAUUGUGCUAAAAUAAAACGACUACUGAUGUUAAUACCGUUGGUACAUACUAAAGAGUUUUAUCUUCAUUUUCCAUUGUUAUAA
Molecule: messenger RNA, 744 nt
Organism: Rotaria sp. Silwood2
Lineage: Eukaryota; Metazoa; Rotifera; Eurotatoria; Philodinida; Philodinidae
Source: the annotation of a GenBank genome assembly